Schistosoma bovis is the source of this 225-nucleotide messenger RNA. The record is from the annotation of a GenBank genome assembly. NCBI's taxonomy places the organism in Eukaryota, Metazoa, Platyhelminthes, Trematoda, Strigeidida, Schistosomatidae.
AUGGAUGAUGAUGAUGAUGAUGAUGAUGAUGAUGAUGAUGAUGAUGAUGAUGAUGAUGAUGAUGAUGAUGAUGAUGAUGAUGAUGAUGAUGAUGAUGAUGAUGAUGAUGAUGAUGAUGAUGAUGAUGAUGAUGAUGAUGAUGAUGAUGAUGAUGAUGAUGAUGAUGAUGAUGAUGAUGAUGAUGAUGAUGAUGAUGAUGAUGAUGAUGAUGAUGAUGAUGAAUGA